GUCAUUAUUAGCGAAGGCAACGAUUCGUGUAGCGCACGGAACCGAUGAGCGUUUAUCCGACGGCAUUAGGCCCGUACAUCCAUUACGUCAACAUUGCAUAGUCAUUACGGCCAGGCAGCGGCGGACUCGCGGAUCAUCCUUCAUCAGUUGUGUUUUGAAUCGCAAGUAGGCUGGUGGUAACGACGGUACCAGCUGCACUGCCAUGCUUCCACCAAUACUAUUACAGCUGGCCACAGUUGUUGGGGUGUACAGCAUACUUUGCUGGUUGUAUGCCAAUCUGCGGACACCGCUGUUGCUGCUGUUCCGAAGUGCCACACAGUGGUUUGCCGGUGAUCAAAAAUCGUUGCCAAAAGUAUAUGGACAAUGGGCAGUAAUUACCGGCAGCUCGGAUGGAAUCGGCAAAGGGUACGCAAACUAUUUGGCCAGCCAGGGCAUGAAGGUGAUGCUGAUCGCUCGCAAUGAAGCGAAACUGCAACGGGUGGCCGAGGAAAUCGUGGCCAAACAUGGCACGGAGACCAAAAUAUUGGUGGCCGAUUUUUCGCAGGGCGAGCACAUUUUUGAACGGCUCGAGACGGAGCUGCUGCCGCUAGAUAUCGGUAUCUUGGUGAACAACGUUGGCGUUAUCAACGAAAAGCCCAUACAGCUGGAUCGGAUGGAAAAGCGUUUGUUGUGGGAUCUGAUCAAUAUCAACGUCGGCGCAGCAACGCUUCUGUGCAACAUUGCUCUCCCGGCGAUGAAAAAGCGCAAACGUGGGCUUAUCAUAAACAUUUCUUCCCUAUCAUCGCUUGCUCCGACCCCUUAUCUGGCGGUCUAUGCGGCAACAAAGGCUUACAUGACCAGCUUUUCCUUGGCACUGCGGGAAGAAGUGACCCCGUACGGGAUCGAAUGUCAGACCGUGUCCCCAGGGUACGUUCAUACGAGUAUGACCGAGUAUCUGCACCCGACCGAUGGGAAGAAAAACUCACUCUCCGUACGGCUUGUUAAAGUAAGCGAUAUGAUACGGUACGCCGGAUACUGUAUCGGAAAAGUGGACCAAACCACCGGCCAUUGGUCACACGGCAUACAGACCGCUAUACUGAACGCUCUGCCCGCCUCACUCAAGCUGCGAGUAUUCACCCGGCUCUACACACAGCUCUUGCACGAAUAUUCCGAUACGGACAAGAAGCUUACGUGACUGGUUAAUUGACACUUAUCAGUGCUCUGAAUACACGCGCACCGCACAGCAAGCUUGCUAACCUAACGCACGCAUACAUUGAGGCGUCUGUACAUUACCUGCUACUAGAAAUAUACACGGAAAAACUACUACUACUA
This is a messenger RNA of Anopheles stephensi (Asian malaria mosquito), 1311 nucleotides long. RefSeq names its product inactive hydroxysteroid dehydrogenase-like protein 1. Lineage: Eukaryota; Metazoa; Arthropoda; Insecta; Diptera; Culicidae. The record is from RefSeq and is a predicted model, not a curated record. Gene Ontology annotation, molecular function: oxidoreductase activity. Gene Ontology annotation, cellular component: endoplasmic reticulum. The transcript is spliced from 3 exons. Bases 203 to 1174 code for a protein of 323 amino acids.